AUGGCGCUGGGCGGCGGAGGCAACAUCAAGGUCGUGGUGAGAGUGCGACCUUUCAACAGCAGAGGUACCUCCCCCAUACCGCUCGACACCAAUGCGCAUGAGACUGAUCUUGUCGUCAUGUANGAAAUCGAUCGCAGGGCACAAUGUAUUGUGCAGAUGAAAGGCGAGCAAACGGUGCUCUCUCCACCAACCAAUGUCGCCAACAAGAAUGCAAAGGCCGCCAAUGAGGGGUCCAAGACCUUCGCCUUCGACAAGAGUUACUGGUCCUUCAACAAGAAAGAUGCCAGUUAUGCCGGCCAGGACAACCUCUUCGACGAUCUCGGAAAGCCGUUGCUGGACAAUGCCUUUGGCGGUUACAACAACUGUAUCUUCGCCUACGGUCAGACUGGUUCCGGAAAGUCCUACUCGAUGAUGGGUUAUGGCCCGGAAGAAGGUGUCAUCCCCAAGAUUUGCAGAGCCAUGUUUGAGCGUAUCGAGGAGGCCCAAAAGGACAACAACCUAAACUGUACUGUCGAGGUGUCGUACCUCGAGAUCUACAACGAGCGCGUCCGAGAUCUGUUGAAUCCCUCGACCAAAGGCAACCUCAAAGUUCGCGAACAUCCUUCGACCGGUCCGUAUGUCGAAGACCUCGCCAAACUCGUUGUUCGCUCCUUUGCCGAGAUCGAUCACCUCAUGGAUGAGGGUAACAAGGCCCGCACCGUCGCAGCCACCAAUAUGAACGAGACCAGUAGUAGAUCGCAUGCUGUCUUUACCCUCACCUUGAGCCAAAAACGCCAUGACGCAGACACGGGAAUGGACACGGAGAAGGCCGCCAAGAUCUCGCUGGUCGAUUUGGCUGGUUCAGAAAGAGCUCAGUCUACAGGUGCAACUGGCGCGCGUCUAAAGGAAGGCGCUGAGAUCAAUCGGUCUCUAUCUACACUUGGUCGUGUUAUUGCUGCUUUGGCCGACCUCUCCAGCGCCAAGCCUGGUGCCAANAAGAAGAAUGCUCAGGUUCCGUAUCGUGACUCGGUCCUGACCUGGCUAUUGAAGGAUUCUUUGGGUGGCAACAGCAUGACGGCUAUGAUUGCUGCCAUCUCACCUGCCGAUAUUAACUUCGACGAAACUCUUUCUACACUCCGUUACGCAGACUCUGCAAAACGCAUCAAGAACCACGCCGUUGUGAACGAAGACGCCAACGCUCGUAUGAUCAGAGAGUUGAANGAGGAACUUGCCCAACUACGCUCAAAACUUACCACUGGUGGUAGUGUGGGCGAAGGUGGUGCAAUUGCUGGUGAGCAAUACCCGCCGGACACGCCUUUGGAGAAGCAGAUGGUCUCCAUCACACAAGCCGAUGGCACGGUCAAACAAGUGUCAAAGGCGGAAAUUGUGGAGCAAUUAGAUCAAUCCGAGAAGCUCUACCAGGAUCUGAAUCAGACCUGGGAGCAAAAGUUACAAAAGACAGAGCUCAUCCAUAAGGAGCGUGAAGCUGCCUUGGAAGAGCUUGGCAUCAGCAUUGAGAAAGGGUUUGUUGGCUUGUCAACACCCAAGAAGAUGCCGCAUCUUGUCAACUUGAGCGAUGAUCCGUUGCUCGCAGAGUGCCUGGUCUACAAUCUUAAACCUGGCACGACAACGGUCGGUAACGUCGACACAGCAAAGACUGCAGAAAUCAGACUCAAUGGUUCCAAGAUCUUGCACGAACACUGCACAUUUGAAAACGAAGAUGAUGUGGUUACCGUAGUUCCCAGAGAAAAUGCCGCCGUCAUGGUCAACGGUCAGCGUGUGGAUCAGCCUAAGAGACUACGCAGUGGUUACCGUAUCAUACUGGGUGACUUCCAUAUCUUCCGUUUCAAUCAUCCACAAGAAGCAAGAGCAGAACGAGCCGAAGAAGGAAGCCGGUUGAAGCAUUCAAUUACAGCGGAUGAGAUCGGCGAUCCCUCAUCACCUUCACCAUCUGUCAGUCAUGAUCGCUCGUGGAGUAACGUCAGUAGGCUGAACCCAGAUUAUGACUUGGACUCAAGAGGCACCUCACCAAUGCCUAUGCGUAGUCUGAGUGGUCGAGAGAAUGACUACGACCUUGCACGAAGAGAGGCUGUCUCGUCAAUGCUUGGCUCCGACCAAAAGAUUGCAGCUCUCACAGACGACGAGCUGGACAAUCUGUUUGAUGAUUUGCAGAAAGUAAGAGCUGUUAGGAGAGGCAGGCCGGAAAGCCGACUAUUUGAUUUGAACGAAGAUGACUCUGAUUCAGUCAGCUCGUUCCCUGUUAGAGAAAAAUAUCUGUCAAACGGAACAUUGGAGAACUUCUCGUUGGACACUGCUCUGACAAUGCCAUCAACGCCACAGGAUGAAGAUGAGGAAGAAACAAUACGGCUGGCCAAAGAAGGGCUUCAAACGGAACUUGAACGACAAAAAGAAGAGUACCGAGCACAGAUACAGUCUGCUCAAGAAAUGAAUGUCGAGGUGGAGACGAUACGUGCCGAGAAGACCAAAAUGGAAGAAAAUCUCAAGGCCGUCAAGGAAGACAUGGAAAAACGACUUCAAGCACAGAAAGACGAAUACGAUCGUCAACUGAAGGAGCUCAGGAACACUACCGUCCAACCUGUCGACCGUAAGACCGGCCUGACAGAGAAGCAACUCCAUCUUGUCAAGUCGUGUAUCCAGCACUGGCGUCAGCAACGAUACGUCGCCAUGGCUGCUGCUCUCCUGCAAAACGCGGCAAUCCUCAAAGAAGCACAAGUGAUGAGUCAACAGAUGGACAAGAACGUUGUCUUUCAAUUCACCGUUGCGGAUGCGGGACAUACGUACGGAUCUUCAUACGACCUUGUCUUGAGCGACAUCAGCGCCGAUGACGAUAUGGCCCUGCACACAUCUCGCAAGCCAUGCACCGCCAUCAGAGUCAUCGACUUUAAGCAUAAUGUCGUCCAUCUAUGGUCUUUACACAAGCUACGUGCUCGUGUGCGCCUGAUGCGUCAGGUCUUUCAAUACAUGGAUAGGCCAGAGUACAUUAAGCAUUUCCGUCUGGACAAUCCAUUCUCAGAGUCAUGCUUGCCGCAGUAUACACGGGUUGGAGACGCCGAUAUCUCAUUAGCUGCUGUGUUCGAAUGUCGAGUACAAGACUUUACCCUCGAUGUUUAUUCGCCAUACACCAAUACGAUGGUCGGCAUUGUCCGACUGUCCUUAGAACCUUCGUCGGCUGAGGCACCCUCGUCCAUGCUCAAGUUUAACGUGGUUAUGCAUGACUUCGUGGGGUUCUCCGAGCAGGAAGGAACUGAAGUUCACGCGCAGCUCUUCUUUCCAGGUAUCUCUGAGGAAGACGGUGCAUCCACCACACAGAUGGUAUCCGACUUUGAUGAAGGACCAGUUCGAUUCGACAGCGUGCACAGCAUGAGUUUGCCCCUUGCCAGUCCACGCGACUCGUCUCUGCGGGUAUCUGUAUUCGCCAGAGUCACCGGUACACAUCUGGACAAGCUACUCAGUUGGGACGACAUGCGUGACUCAGCUGCUAGGCCUCAACUGAAGCGCAACAACUCUCGUAUAGCAGAGCAUGAAUACUACAACGAAGAAGGACACGACGUCUUUGCCCGCGUUCAGGUGCUCGAGAUCGGAGAAGAUGGAUCCUACAAGCCUGUUGAGGUUGUGCAGAAGAACAUAAUGGACCCAGGCACAUAUCAGCUACACCAAGGUCUUCAACGUCGCAUCUCACUCAAUUUGACGCAUACUUCAGGCAAUAUUCUGCCCCUCCAGGAAGUCACAUCGCUGCGAGUUGGUAACGUGCAUCUAGUCGAUCCGUCCGGCAAGGUGCCUGAUCUGAGCUCGCAGCAGACAGAUGUGGUGUUGACUCCUGUAUCGCCACCGGUUGUCCGCACCAACCCUGAUGGUACGACUAGCAUCCACAUCGUCUCACACUGGGACUCUAGCUCUCAUGAAUCCCUCCUGCUCGACAGGCCAACGGCAGAGGGCUAUUGUGUCAAGUUGUCAUUCGCUUGGAUUAUGGCCUCGCCUAAGCUAGCUGAACCUAUAGAGUUCGUGACCGAUUUGGCGGUACAGAUGAGAGGACGAUCUUUCAUGAGGCAAACAUCACUGUUCUCGUCGCUCUUCAGUUCUUCACGUGUUGUUCGCUCCACUAGUGGAACAUUCUCCGUCAUUGUCAAACCCAUACCCUCGAAAAAAGCUGGAGAUCUGUGGCGUCUCAGCACGUCAAACACAUACAUCAAGGGCGAAGAGCUGCUCCAAGGCUGGUCACCUCGUGGUGUGUCAUUGAUUCAUGACUACAUCGAUAGUCGCUCGAGCAAGCGCAAGAUGGCAGAGAUUGAUGCUGCGAGAGGCGCACUAAGCUCGCACAGUCUUUCCCUAGAAAUAAUGCCGUCACAGACAACUGAAGAAGCACCGGACGAACGACAAAACCGCCUCCUGCAGAAGAUACUUACACUUUGGAAAGCCGACCCAGCCAUUGGCAAACUGAUCCUUACAGAGGCGAACACAGACUCACCUAGCAAGGGGGCGGCUUUUGCAUCUUCCACCAACGGCACAGGCAUACCAUUGUCACUAGCCACUGUUCACUCUAUACCCAAGAACCCAUCCCUACUCAAGGCUGGAUACCUUCUAACCCCUGACCCUGCAGCUCGGGAACCCUCACGCUGGAUCCGACGCUACGUUGAGCUCCGUCAGCCAUACAUGCACAUUCAUUCUGCAACGGCAACUGAGCACGAAGAGAUAGGUGCUAUCAAUCUCAACUCUUCACGUGUGGAUGCGGCUCCACAGAUUGCAAAAUUGCUCAGACGCGAAGGAGGCACGCCAACGGCCGUGGGCAGACACGGUGUUCCUGCUGUCGCAGCACCUGGAAAUGUGUUUGCAGUAUACGGUAGCACCAAGGCGUGGAUAUUCGCGGCAAGGACGGAAAGAGACAAGAGCGAAUGGAUCUUCGCAAUUGACAGAAGUUAUAUUGGGACAGAAGAUUUUGAGGAUGAUGAGGAUGAGGACGACCGUUAUUAA
Molecule: messenger RNA, 4968 nt
Organism: Aureobasidium uvarum
Lineage: Eukaryota; Fungi; Ascomycota; Dothideomycetes; Dothideales; Saccotheciaceae
Source: the annotation of a GenBank genome assembly